Pongo pygmaeus (Bornean orangutan) is the source of this 992-nucleotide messenger RNA. RefSeq names its product CLK4-associating serine/arginine rich protein-like. Lineage: Eukaryota; Metazoa; Chordata; Mammalia; Primates; Hominidae. The coding region runs from base 1 to 768 and encodes 255 amino acids. The transcript has 4 exons. The record is from RefSeq and is a predicted model, not a curated record.
AUGGCUCCAGAGAAAUGGCCCUGUGGGAACCAGGAAGUUGCCUCUAUAUGCUCCAUCUUCAACCCACCAGGACAAUGGGUUGCUGUGGCUGCUCUUGAGGCUGUAGCUCUAGCUGUGGGGGCUGUGGCUUUGGCUGUGGGGGCUAUGGCUCUGGCUGUGGAGGUUGUGGCUCCAGCUGUGGGGGCUGUGGCUCUGGCUGUGGAGGCUGUGGUUCCAGCCUCUAGCCUCAGAUCUUGCACUGGCAGCACACAGGGACACAGCAGCUGGACUGGGAGCAGCAGGGCUUACAGCAGCUGGACUGGCAGCAGGAUGACCCACAGCCUGAGGAGCAGCAGCAGGGCUUGCAGCAGCUGGACUGGCAGCAGGAUGACCCACAGCCUGAGGAUGAGCAGCAGGGCUUACAACAGCUGGAUUGGCAGCAGCCACAAGAAGCACAGCCCCCUUUGGAGCCCCCACAAGAGCCAUAGCCUCCUUUGGAGCCCCCACAAGAGCCACAGCCCCCGUUGGAGCCCCCACAGCAGCCACAGCUGGAGCAGGAACAGGUUGGCACACAGCAGCAUACAGGCUUGCAGCAGCAGAUGGGCACACAGCAGCUGGAGCCACAGCCCCCACAUCCAGAGCCACAGCCCCCACAGCCGGAGCCACAGCUUCCGGAGCAGCCACAACAGCCCAUGGUUCUGGUGGUUUGAGGAUGGAGCAGGUAGAGGAGCAGGUGAGAGGGAGGUGCAGGUGUGGAGCUCCCUGAGCCUGGGCCAUUUAUAUCCCUGACUGAGGGUCCUGCUAGGCACAUGGUCACUUCCUUGUGUCUAUUUAUGUUCUUUCCCCAGGAAAAUUGCAUUUCCUUUAAAAUGACACAUACGUUGCUUUGCCCUUGUGACUCACUUCCUACUUCUACAUUGUUUUCCUCUCCAAACCUUCAAGGCCUAACUCUGCUCCAUUCUGGGAACCCCUUGCAAUGAGUGAGCUUCACAUAUUCCUUCCCUGUUCAAAUC